AUGUUAAUAAAUUUUUUCGUUGCGGUUUUUUGGUGCGCGGUCGUUGCCGCUUACGAUGUUCACGAUAAAGAUGAAAAGUUCGAUUUGUUUCCCGCUUUACCGGUGGGUAUUGUGGAUACGGAUAAUGUGCUCUGUAGGGAACAUUCUAGGAUGUAUGUGGAACACCUAAAAAAUUUAAGUUUGUGGGCAUACGAGAUGAGAGACUCUACAGCCAAAUCCGUAAUAGGAAUUUUGACUGGAAAUAUUGCUCAAUUCGGCCAAUUCAAAGAAUGUUUGCAAUCCUUGUCUCCGUUUCCAACCCAGUACUGCAUAUCUACAAUCACAGCUGAUAUUCCUGAACCAACACAGCCAUCAAGAAACCCAAAAUCUCUUUUAUAUUCACCGAACGAGUCAGUUCUUAGAAAACUUCAUGAUAAAAAAGAUCCUUCCCAACAACCGAAAAACAUCGUCCUGAUGGGUUGGUGUAUGCCUGCUUCAUGUACAGCAAACGGUCUACAGAGAUAUUUGAAUCGAUAUCUUAACACAAUAGAUUUUCCUUUGAAACACAUGAAUGUUACUUAUUCGUCAUAUAUCGAUGAGUCGUCUUGUCAGAAACAGGAUGACAAUAAGGACUUCGACCAAGUUGAAAUUUCUUUCGGAUUAGUGUGUGUAAUAAUAGUAGCUCUUGUGAUCAUGUCAACAACGUACGACUGUUUCAGGAACUACUCCAAUGAGAAAUUAGUUGAAAGAUCGCCAAUGGCAUCACUUUUGUUAACUUUUUCGCUUAAAAAGAAUAUAAAAAAGCUUCCACAGUCUGAUGACAGCAAUCCUGCUCUAACAAUUCUUUAUGGUAUGCGUGUUAUUUGUAUUUUAAUGAUUAUAAUGGACCAUAGAUUUGGAACACAUUUAGCUUCUGCUGUACUGGAUUUUGAUUUUGUCGAAUUGCAAUACAGAUCUCCAGUGGGAAGCAUAUUUUUCCAUGGUGAUGUCUUCGUUGAUUCAUUUUUCAUUUUAAGUGGCUUAUUAGUAACUUAUUGCUUGCUUGUACAGUAUGACAAACGAUUUAUCAACCCAGGAGUCAUAGUGUUUAUGCGGUAUAUAAGGUAAGUACGAA
Molecule: messenger RNA, 1093 nt
Organism: Diorhabda carinulata
Lineage: Eukaryota; Metazoa; Arthropoda; Insecta; Coleoptera; Chrysomelidae
Exons: 6
Coding region: 1-1086 (361 amino acids)
Source: RefSeq, a predicted model, not a curated record